This is a messenger RNA of Medicago truncatula (barrel medic), 1610 nucleotides long. Its product is annotated as probable receptor-like serine/threonine-protein kinase At5g57670. NCBI's taxonomy places the organism in Eukaryota, Viridiplantae, Streptophyta, Magnoliopsida, Fabales, Fabaceae. The transcript has 7 exons. Bases 343 to 1488 code for a protein of 381 amino acids. Gene Ontology annotation, biological process: protein phosphorylation. The record is from RefSeq and is a predicted model, not a curated record. Gene Ontology annotation, molecular function: protein kinase activity; ATP binding.
GUCACCCCAUUCUAACCAUAGCCACGCCACUUUAAUUCAUUUUUCUGCUUUCUCCUAACACACGUCUAAGUUUCAUUACUCUUGUAAUAACUCUAAAAUCUUUGUACAUUUUCAACAGACAAAGCAUUUAAUCUCUCUCUCUCUCUCCCUCUCUCUCUCUCUCUCUCUCUCUGACCCCUACACAUAUACACAGCUCUUCUUCAAGCUACACCUUGAAACCAAACACAGUCUUGGCUUUGUCUCUAUGUUUGUAGACUCAAACACAAACACAGACACAGAGUUAUCUAUUUCAUUGUCCUCUGUUUUGCAUGAAACAGAGUACUCUGUUUGAUAUUCAUUGUGAUGAGGUAUAUAAGAACAGGCAGCUUCAAGAGGCUCUUCUCAUUUACCAAACGUGGUUUAGGGGAACCAGUUCUGAGUCCCAAAGGUGAAGAAAAUGAAAAGAGCUUGAAGAUUCUUCCAUAUGAAGAAGAAACUUGUCAAAAACCAACAUGGAAAUGUUUCUCUUAUGAAGAGUUGUUUGAUGCUACCAAUGGCUUCAACUCAGAAAAUAUGGUUGGAAAAGGUGGUUAUGCUGAGGUUUACAAGGGAACAUUGAAAAAUGGUGAAGAAAUUGCUGUGAAGAGAUUAACAAGAGCUUCAAAGGAUGAAAGAAAAGAGAAAGAGUUUUUGACAGAGAUUGGAACAAUUGGUCAUGUUCGUCAUUCCAAUGUUUUAUCUCUUCUAGGAUGUUGUAUUGACAAUGGACUUUACUUUGUUUUUGAACUAUCCACCACUGGUUCUGUUUCAUCUAUUCUUCAUGAUGAACAGUUGGCUCCUUUAGAUUGGAAAACAAGACAUAAAAUAGUUGUUGGGACAGCGCGUGGACUUCACUACUUGCACAAAGGUUGCAAGAGGAGAAUAAUCCAUAGAGAUAUCAAGGCAUCAAACAUUUUAUUGACAAAAGAUUUUGAACCACAGAUAUCUGAUUUUGGACUAGCAAAAUGGCUUCCAUCACAAUGGACUCAUCACUCAAUUGCUCCAAUAGAAGGAACAUUUGGACAUUUGGCACCAGAAUACUACUUGCAUGGAGUUGUGGAUGAGAAAACAGAUGUAUUUGCUUUUGGUGUGUUCUUGCUAGAAGUCAUUUCUGGUAGGAAACCUGUGGAUGUGUCUCACCAAAGUUUACAUAGCUGGGCUAAACCAAUUUUGAACAAAGGUGAUAUAGAAGAGCUAGUAGAUGCAAGGCUUGAAGGAGAAUAUGAUGUAACACAGUUAAAGAGACUUGCCUUUGCUGCCUCUCUAUGCAUCCGGGCAUCUUCCACUUGGCGACCCUCCAUGACUGAGGUAUUGGAGAUAAUGGAGGAGGGAGAGAUGGAUAAAGAGAAGUGGAAAAUGCCAGAGGAAGAAGAAGAACAAGAGGAAGAGUUCUGGGGUUUUGAGGAUCUGGAAUAUGAAUAUGACAGUUCCUUUUCAAUGUCUUUAAUUGAUUCAAUUGAAAGUAAUUAAUUAGGACAAAGUAGUUAGGCAAGCGCAUUGAGUUACAUAUGUAUGUAUAUACAUGUCUUAAUUUUGAGGAUAAAAAUGAAUAAAGUGUCGAUUUAGCCUAUAAACUAUCAAAUCAUCUUCAA